AUGCCAUCGUUCUGGAACGUAGGCGCAAUCUCUUUCAGUCUUUUGGCAGGAAUCUGUCAGGCCAAUCUUCUUGGUGAUACUCACCUGCUCAAGAGGUAUCCUCAAGCCGUUGAGGUGCCACCAGCUGCUUCGAAUUUGCCCAGCACUAUUCUGCCCGGCAAUGGCAGUAUUGUUGGCACUUCUAUUCGAGUUCUUCUCCCGACUUCAACGCGUCAAUUAGUUGAAGCCACUACGCUUUACUCUCGAGAGAGCUCUAGCGUCGGGACUGAUACCGCUACAGAUAACAGCGUUGGUGAUGGAGCCUCUGAUCCUCCCAGUCAUCCAACUGGGAGUAUCUCUGUCUCAUCGUCCGAAGGCGGAAGUACUUCUGUCACUCCUGUUGUGGUCGACUGGACAGGUUUACUUCCCGUCACUCCUUCAGCCAUUCAGUCUUUUCGCGGAACUACAUAUGAGUCAUCUGUAGAGAACCCAGCUGCCACUGAGCCAUCCACUGGCACCACGAUUGAUCCUGAUAUACCCUUACGCGACGGUAGUGGUACGACCACUGAGCCAAGCACUACAGAGAUCUCACUUCGUCCGACAUCAAUGACUUUGUCGGGUACCUCCGGUACUUCAAGAGGUGAAGCCGAAUCUAAGAUACCUAGUACUGCUAUCGAGACGGAAACUUCCCAAGCGAAACCUCGCAAUAUUCCCAAGAUCUUACAGCUUCAUCGUUCACGACAAUACCGAUCGGAGGGUGAUCUGGAGACUACAGGCCAGCCUUCUAAACUCGUUACCUUAUCCGAUGAAACCUCUAAAACCUAUGAGAGUUUCCAAUCAGCAACAGAAUCUGAUGUUACCGGGUUGGAAAGUCUAACGACUCCGACAUACUCGACAGGCACCUCCCAGCCCACGACCACUCUCGAGCAACCAGGUCGAGGCACAAAGUCCGACCACAAGUCUUUAGUCAGUGAAAAGACGUCAGAAUCUCCACAACAACCGAUCACCACGGGUGGGACGGAUGAGACAGUGGCAACGUACGUCCCCGAGCAGAAUAAAGACUACAUCUCAUCAACCGGUAUGACCACCAUUACAGAUGAUAAUGGCGCCGCUAUUGUCAUCUUUCCUUUUGGGUGGUUUUGGAAGCUGGAUGGUGGUGAAGUUGGUGGUGGCAUAGUUAAUCUUCCUGCCCCAACUGCCAACCCUGUCCCGGAGAAUGAACCUGGGGACAAGAACGAAGGCAACGAUGACAAUGACGACGAUGAUGAAGCCUCAACCAAGGAGGACGACAGAUCUACAGCCCAAUCUACAGUACUGUCAACCACUCAAGAGCCAACCUCAGCCACCACCACAGCUACUACGGAGGAGACAACAACUUCAGAGGAAUGUACAGCUGCAACACAGCCAGAUUGUACAAGGACCGUUUCAUACAUGACUUCGGACGGAACCCAGAUCAUGACCGAAUUUGGCGACUGUCCAACAAUCUUCAGCUGUGCUACGAAGACACAGGCCACAGAGACCGUGACUUUAACAUCGGAGUUCGUUUGGGCUGGCGUCCCAAACACCAAUCCUGCCAUUGUCAUUCCAGAGGAUGCUUAUACCGCUGAUGUUGAUCCAGAGAUAGUCGCAAUUCUGGAAGCGCAAUGGGCGGAGAUCUUUGGUGAUGAUGAUGGUUGGAACGAUACUGAGACAGCAACUGUUUCUGGCUCAACAACGAUAGAGGAGUCAACCAUGACUAGUCUAACCGAUACAGAAGCAGUCUCUACCUUCACCUCUGAAGACUUUACGACUACUCACUCUUUCAGUUUGACUUCGAGUACAGAAGCAACUGCCACUUUCACAACAGCCUCUGAUACAUACUCAGUCACUACCGCCCCCAGCACCUUGAUGACCAAGACCAGAGGCACUAGCGGUACUACUGGCAUGCCAGCAUCUACCGAUGAAGAAGCGACUCGCACCUACUUGCCAUGUGUCAUCCACGGCGGCCCUGCAGUUGAGACGCCCUAUUGUCAGUGCUCAACGACCAUCAGUGGUGAGGGUUAUUACGCAACUACUAGCUUGGUUGACGACCAGUGCACCGCAUACACAGAAUUCCCAUCACAAAUUACUGCAGCGCCUGAAACUGGUCCCAUCACCGAUGAGCCUAUCCAGCAGCCCAUCACCACCACGGCAGACGGGACGGUCUUGGUCUGGUCAGCCUACGUGCUCGAUUACAUCAACAUCCCAGGUAUCGCAAAGAUCACCCAGUCAGUCGGCGUAGGUGAACCUUCAAUAGUGUCCACUCCGUUGCCGAGUCAGACGGCUGUAGAUAAUGAUGGUGGUGGACAAUGCGGUACUGGUGAUGGUCUGUCUAAGAAGGGUCUUCGUGAAGCUUGCGACAGAGCGAUCAAUAAGUUUGAGGAUGAUACUAUCUACAACGGCUAUGCUUCUCGCUAUAGCCGCUCGACCAAAGGUAUUCUUGUCGCAGCAUCCUUCGGCCAAGCGGCCUGCAUUGCCAAGUUCCAGUGCGACGAUUACGGUAUUGGCAUGAAAGGUUCUGACAUCAAAGAAGCGUAA
Molecule: messenger RNA, 2535 nt
Organism: Fusarium tjaetaba
Lineage: Eukaryota; Fungi; Ascomycota; Sordariomycetes; Hypocreales; Nectriaceae
Exons: 4
Coding region: 1-2535 (844 amino acids)
Source: RefSeq, a predicted model, not a curated record